AAUGGAAUGAAAAAGUCAACCAAAAGAAGCAACGCCGUUAAAGAGGAAAUCAUACAAAGUAGAUUAGAAUAUUUAUGGAACGCUGCUUUGAGCUAUGGGACCACUAUACCGGGUAUUUCACGUUAUUAUGUGGCCAUCAUGUGGGAGAUGGGAAAAAGACUCAAUUACCGACUAGAUAGUCAUACUGUAAAGCGUUACUUUUGUAAAAAGUGUUAUACAAUAUGGAUACCUGGAAAAACAGUUCAAAUACGUCAAACAAGGCAUAAAAAGAGAAGACGGGUGAUUUACACUUGUUUGUUUUGUGAACGGUGUAAGAGAUAUGGAUUUUCUCCGAGUACAAGUCAAUAAAGGUGGUAAAGUUUUCUUUAUGUA
Molecule: messenger RNA, 372 nt
Organism: Galdieria sulphuraria
Lineage: Eukaryota; Rhodophyta; Bangiophyceae; Galdieriales; Galdieriaceae
Product: ribonuclease P subunit RPR2
Exons: 2
Coding region: 7-348 (113 amino acids)
Biological process (GO): tRNA processing
Cellular component (GO): nucleolar ribonuclease P complex
Source: RefSeq, a predicted model, not a curated record